Messenger RNA from Closterium sp. NIES-65, 1053 nucleotides. NCBI's taxonomy places the organism in Eukaryota, Viridiplantae, Streptophyta, Zygnematophyceae, Desmidiales, Closteriaceae. The record is from the annotation of a GenBank genome assembly.
AUGUUCGACAUGUCGGCGGUACCGAUUUUCACGGGACAAAACUACUCCUCGGGGAAGUUUAAGUUCCAAGUGCUCAUGAUGGAGCGGGGACUUUGGGGUUUCUUCGAUGGAAUGGAGAAGAAGCCGGACGACGAGAGCGGCAUCGCGGCAUGGAAGAAGAAGGACCAAAAGGCGUUCGCUACGUUGAUUUCGCGCAUCGGCAUCAAUCUCGUGAGCGCGGUGCGCAUGUGCAUCAAGCUCGAAGCGUCGGCGCAUGAAGCGUGGAAGCGGCUCGAGACCAUCCACGUGAACAAGACUCUCCACGGCAAGAUCCUAGCCCGGAAUGCGUUCUACACGGUGAAGAUGCGCGCGGACAAAUCGAUGCACGAGUAUGCGACUCGUGUGGAGGAACUCGGGGAAACGUUCAUGGACCUCGGUGGAACGGCGCUGGACGAAGAGCGCAACGCGCACACGGCAUCCGGUGAGGCCGAUGAUUCAAAGGAGUCGCUCGUGUUAGUGGCCGGCAACGGGAACAAAACUCCAAGCGACGCGUGGUUCCUCGCUACCGGCGCAACGCAACACAUGACGCACUCGGCGUCGCUCCUCAACAACAUUGGCGCUCCGGGAGACAUCACAAGCAUCGUGUUCAGAAACAACGAAUCGCUACCGGUGGUUGGAGUUGGGAGUAUGCGCCUCAUCGUCGAUAGCGGACCGGUGGACGUCACGAACGUGCUUCACGUCCCGGGGGUGAAGGUGAACCUUCUAUCCGUCCCGCAACUUGCAAAGAAGGGCGUGAUCGCCACCAUCGACGGCGCGAAGAUGAACCUCUUUUGGAAGGGGGAGCAAUUCGCGCAAGGUGUUCUCAACGGAGAUAUCUACCAACUCAAGACGUACCCGAGAGCGGCUUCAUCCAACGUGGCGCAAGGCUCCAAGGCGACUCUUAAGACGUGGCAUAAUCGGCUUGCGCACGCCAACUACGAGUUGGUCAAGGAGUUGGCCAACAAAGGACUUGCGAAGGGAGUCGACGUGAUCACCGCCGACGACGAGAAGAGCGUGUGCGCGGCGUGUGUCUAA